Molecule: messenger RNA, 1544 nt
Organism: Spodoptera exigua (beet armyworm)
Lineage: Eukaryota; Metazoa; Arthropoda; Insecta; Lepidoptera; Noctuidae
Source: the annotation of a GenBank genome assembly
AAUUUUAUCCUUAUCAUUUAGCGAUCAAAACUUGUUAGGUCCGCGCACUGCAUAGACGCGGCCAUCGACGCCCUGCUCUCUGGGUCGGUGUAAAUUUUACGCAAUUAUUUGUGCCUGUGAAAUAAAAAAAAAACUACACAACUUUUAACUUUUUCAAAAAUUCGAACGUGAUCAUUAUUUGAAUUUGGCGCGAUGCUGGUGACGCUAAUAUUCUUGGUGGGGGUGUCUUCGAGUCUGGCCCUGGACAAUGGGCUGGCCCUAACUCCUCCGAUGGGUUGGCUUACUUGGGAGCGGUUUCGAUGCAUCACAGAUUGCAAGAAGUAUCCCAAUGAAUGUAUCAGCGAAAACUUAAUCAAGAGGACGGCAGAUCUGAUGGUGAAUGAAGGCUACCUUGAUGCUGGAUAUGAGUAUCUGGGUAUCGAUGACUGUUGGUUGGAGAAGAAACGAGGUCCUGACGGACGCAUGGUGCCUGACAAAGAGAGGUUCCCUAAUGGAAUGAAAGCUGUUGCUGACUAUAUCCACAGCAAAGGAUUGAAAUUUGGCAUGUACGAAGACUAUGGGAACCUGACAUGUGCUGGAUACCCUGGUGUGCUUGGCAACGAGCGUCUCGACAUCCAAACCUUCGUGGACUGGGAGAUAGACUACCUCAAGCUCGAUGGAUGCUACAUCAAUCCUAGUGCGAUGGAUUCUGGAUACCCUGCAUUUGGGAAAAUGUUGAAUGACACGGGUCGACAGAUUCUCUACUCUUGCAGUUGGCCGGCUUAUCAAGAAGAUGCUAAAAUGCUUCCGGAUUACUCCGCGAUAGCUGAACACUGCAAUAUGUGGCGUAACUGGGAUGACAUUGAGGACUCGUGGGUGUCCCUCACGAAGAUCAUGAACUGGUUCGGAGACAACCAGGAUAGGCUGGCACAGCAUGCAGGCCCUGGACACUGGAAUGACCCUGAUAUGUUACUGAUAGGAAACUUCGGUCUAACAGAAGACCAGGCUCGCGUGCAGAUGGCGGUGUGGUCGAUAUUGGCUGCCCCUCUCCUCAUGAGCGUAGACCUGGCCACCAUCAAGCCGGAGUUCAAGGCAAUCCUGCUGAAUAAGGACGUCAUUGCUGUGAACCAGGACCCUCUUGGGAAACAAGGAUUGAGGGUGUGGAAGAAAACUGAUCGUGGAGUUAGAUCUCGCCUGGAGAUUUGGAACCGCAAGUUGCAUGACGGUGCGUACGCGGUGGCUUUUGUGAGCCAACGAGAUGACGGCAUACCAUACGCAGCUAACUUCACUGAUAAUGAAAUGCAACUACCGAAAGGAACAUACGAAGUUCAAGACUUGUACAAAGAUGAAGGAGUACGGCAGUGGAACAGUGAAGACAACUUUGAAGUUCGGGUUAACCCAUCAGGUGUGAAAUUCUAUAAGUUUAUCCCGCACGCGUCGAGUGAUGUGAUCAAGUCGGACAGCGGCUACGUGUCUGAUGCCAUCGUUAACGUACUGAUGAACAACAGUUAGUUAUAUUCAAAAAUAGAAUAGCUUCCAAUAUUUAUAGCUAAGUAGUAUGUAAU